AGAGCUCAGUGAACGUCAGGGUGAGAGAGAGGGAGAGCAAGUGAGAGAAAGCACGCAAUAGAGGGAGACUAUACACGCUACAGCAUCAGUAUGUGAGUACUGGUGCCUGAUAACACUAAUAUCGAGCUCCUUCAGUGGACAACUUGCUGAGCUACCUUUUUUCAUUUGCAAGAGGAUGUCAGCUCUAAGCCAGUGCAACUGUUAACAGACUUGACAUUGGAGUAGUUCAUUUUACUUAUAAUUACAUCUCUUACGUUCUGCAUCUCUGAAAAAAGGCUAAAUACAGGAGACAAAUAUUCAUCCUGUCCCCUCAGCUCACAUAGCACUGAGGAUACACAGAGUUUGAUCUUUCAGUGAAAGCUACUGAAUUGUCAGGAUUCUGAUAUCUUCAGUGGAGACUUCCAAGACUGACAGAAAAUAUAUUUCUAACCUCUUGAUUAGUCAUCAACUAGCUACACAACAAAUUCAGGACCAGAAGACAAAAAGGCAGCUGAAGUUGUAAUUCUUCAGAAGAAUUAAGACACGAAUGUCUUUGAGAAAAUGGUCGUCUGUUGAACUCUGUUGUGAAGACCUUAGAAGAUAUAUCAAUUUUUCCAGUCAGCUUUUCAUAAUGUAAAUAAAAUUUGAGCUUUCCCAAAUGGGCAGCUAAACCAUGAACAAGAAGAAAAACCCAUUUCGGACUGUAUUUCUGAACCAGGCUUCACCUUCUGUCUUGGGAACUUCCUAAAGGAUUACUUCCUAAAGGAUUACAACUGAAAGAGACAAGAGAAAGAGAAAGAAAACCUUGAACAGGAAGCUUAACCUACAAUGAGAAUUACAAGUACCUCUUGUAUCUGCCCAGUCCUAGUUUGUCUCUGUUUUGUGCAGAGGUGUUAUGGAGCUUCUCACCAUGGCUCCAUCAAGGUGACUAGAAAUCAAACCAAACACAUAGAAGGUGAAACAGAAGUACAUCAUCGUCCCAAGCGUGGAUGGGUGUGGAAUCAGUUCUUUGUUUUAGAAGAACACAUGGGACCAGAUCCUCAGUAUGUAGGAAAGUUGCACUCCAAUUCCGACAAAGGUGAUGGAUCAGUCAAAUACAUUCUUACUGGAGAAGGGGCGGGGACUAUAUUUAUUAUUGAUGACACGACUGGAGACAUCCAUUCAACCAAAAGCCUAGAUCGAGAGCAGAAGACACACUAUGUGCUUCAUGCCCAAGCUAUUGAUAGACGGACAAACAAGCCACUCGAGCCUGAAUCUGAAUUUAUUAUCAAAGUGCAGGAUAUCAACGACAAUGCACCAAAAUUCACAGAUGGACCAUACAUUGUUACUGUGCCAGAGAUGUCUGAAAUGGGUACGUCUGUUCUACAGGUGACAGCCACAGAUGCAGAUGACCCUACAUACGGAAACAGUGCCAGAGUAGUGUACAGUAUUCUUCAGGGACAGCCAUAUUUCUCUGUUGACCCUAAAACAGGAGUCAUCAGGACUGCCUUGCACAACAUGGACAGGGAAGCCAGAGAGCAUUAUUCCGUUGUCAUUCAAGCCAAAGAUAUGGCUGGGCAGGUCGGAGGGCUGUCAGGGUCAACAACUGUAAAUAUCACACUCACUGAUGUCAACGACAAUCCACCCAGGUUUCCUCAGAAACAUUAUCAACUAUAUGUUCCUGAAUCAGCUCAAGUUGGCUCAGCUGUUGGCAAAAUCAAAGCAAAUGAUGCAGACACUGGUUCAAAUGCAGACAUGAAGUACACAAUUAUAAAUGGUGAUGGCUCUGGGGUGUUCUCUAUUUCUACUGACAAAGACACAAGGGAAGGAAUUCUUUCCUUGAAGAAGCCACUCAACUAUGAAAAAAAGAAAUCAUAUACACUUAAUAUAGAAGGAGCAAAUACUCACCUUGAUUUCCGAUUUUCUCACUUGGGACCAUUCAAAGAUGUAACGAUGUUGAAGAUCAUUGUUGGCGACGUGGAUGAACCUCCACUCUUCACUAUGCCUUCCUAUGUCAUGGAAGUUUAUGAAAAUGCUGAGAUUGGGUCUGCUGUUGGUACAGUAACGGCACAAGAUCCUGAUACUGCCAACAGUUUAGUGAGAUAUUUCAUUGAUCAUAACACAGAAGAAGAUAGUUAUUUCACCAUUGAUGCUAGUACUGGGACCAUUAAGACUGCCAAGAUCUUUGACAGAGAGGAGACCCCUUGGUACAACAUCACAGUGGCUGCUUCUGAGAUAGACAAUCCUGAGCUAGUGAGCCAUGUUCCAGUUGGUGUUAGAAUCCUGGAUGUCAAUGACAACCCUCCAGAGCUUGUCAGGGAGUAUGAUGCAAUCGUCUGUGAGGAUUCAAAGCCUGGUCAGGUAAUUCAGACGAUCACUGCCACUGACAAAGAUAACUCUGCAAAUGGGGCAAGAUUCCAUUUUUCCCUUGAGGAAGGGCUUUCUUUGAAUCCCAACUUUACUCUAAGGGACAAUGAAGAUAAUACAGCCAGUAUUCUGACAAGAAGAAGGAGAUACAGUCGAACCACUCAAGAUAUCUAUUACCUCCCACUUUUGAUUUCUGAUGGUGGAGUGCCUCCUCUCAGCAGCAGCAGUACUCUCACAAUUAGGGUUUGUGCAUGUGAGAGAGAUGGACGAGUGAGAACUUGCCACGCUGAAGCUUUCCUCUCCUCAGCUGGCUUGAGCACAGGAGCUUUAAUUGCGAUCCUGCUCUGUGUCGUCAUUCUUCUUGUUUUCUCUUUAGCAAUUGUGGUCCUUUUCAUCACUCUAAGACGUAGCAAGAAGGAGCCCUUGAUCAUUUCAGAAGAAGAUGUCCGGGAAAAUGUUGUGACAUAUGACGAUGAGGGUGGUGGAGAAGAAGACACAGAAGCAUUUGACAUCACUGCACUGCGGAAUCCAUCAGCUGCUGAGGAGCUAAAAUACCGUAGGGAUAUUCGUCCUGAAGUGAAGCCUGCGGCCAGGCAUCAUCCCUCCUCAAGCCUCGACAGUAUAGAUGUUCAGGAGUUCAUUAAACAAAGACUGGCAGAGGCUGAUCUGGACCCCAGCGUGCCCCCGUAUGACUCCCUACAGACAUAUGCCUAUGAGGGUCAUAGAUCAGAAGCUGGGUCUAUCAGCUCUCUGGAUUCAGCCACAACACACUCUGACGAGGAUUAUAAUUACCUUGGAGACUGGGGACCUGAGUUCAAGAAGCUAGCUGAACUCUAUGGGGAAAUAGAAUCAGAAAGAACAACCUAGUUGUAAUUCCCAGAACAAAGAAGUUCCUAAACAAGUGGAGAUAAAAUGACAGCGACGGUAACAAAAAAUGAAGACAGAACUUGUAACAGAGCAAGUUGUAUGCGGUUACUGUAGAACAAGUGCCAUUUUCACGUUUGAAACUGGGUUCUCCAAUUUGAAGAAAGUCAAAUUUUGAAAAAUACUGAAAAAAGAAGCUAUUGUCCCUAGUGUAUAUUUUUUAAUUGCUCAAAAAGUCUGUGGUACUGUAUCUGUAACAAUACCUGAAGUAAAGCCAAGAAAAGGCAUUUUUAUUGCAAAAUGCUUAACAUCUCCAAGCUACACUAAGUUUAUGGUCAUGCCUGUUUAGGAAGAUAAAUAACAGAGGAGCAAAUCUCUUGCAGGUGGUUGUGAUGUUGCAUUUCUAGCUGUGCUCUAGGCCUUGUAAUCCCAAUAUGAGGUAGCCAACAGAGUAUGAGAAAUGCUAACGGUGUGUUUCCUUUGCAGAAGGGAUAAGCCACACCUGUCCUCUUAAAUAAACGGUCCUAUAAUGAUUUAGUUUAGCUGCAUUGAGAUGAUGUCAUUCUAUUAUGUCCUUCAUAAUCUUUUCACCCAUAACCAGCUAGGAGAUGGAGGGCACUAUUAGCUGUUAGCUCAAACAUGGCUCUGGCCCAUAGCCCCUGACUUACUCUGUAGCUAUGUCCUAGAGGAAUCAUUGUUUCCAGUGUUGUCCUUUUUGUCUUUUCACAGGAAUAUCAUUCAUUCAAUUUAAAUGGGUCCACAGUACUCUUUAUGCAGCGAAGCAGAUGAAGCAUAGACUCUUUCAAUAAAAAUAACAACAGUGACCCCAUCAAACCUUGCAGUUAUUUGGUUCACUGUGCUUCACUUAUGUCAAUAGAGAAAGCUUUCCUGGUCUUUUGCUGGUCUGAAUCCAGGAGCUAAAACAGUCAGUUUAAAACAAAGAGUUCUUAAUCAUAAUGUCUCUCUAUUUUGUGUGUGACUAGGAGCAAAAUAGAGAUGCUGGUAAGACAUUGGAAUAGGGAAAACUGAAGCAAAGAGAAUGAAAUGAUGCUUUUUGUUUUUCUUUUUAGUUUAAUCUACUGAUAUUUAAUGUCUUUUAGAGUAAUUUCCAUCUAAAAAGAGCAAGCUUUUUUCUCUAUAUUUCAAGCAUCAUGGGAACAGGAACAUUUGAAGUCAAUAGAGGAAGCAAAACUUAAAAUGUACCAUUAUUGUGGUUCCUGUGAAUUAAAUAAAUGGAUUUCUCAUGUUAGUGUCUUUUUAGCAUUGCAGAACUGCUUAACAGUUCAGCUUAAUACCUAAUCUAGCAAAUUAUUUUAUUUUCUUUUGUUUUAUUUUAAACUUUAACCAUUUCUUUGUCUUCGUUGUGAUAAUACUAUGAGAACACCAGAAACUCAUCCCAUGAAAGAUUACGACCUGUAAGAUUUACCAUCUAUUACAGUCUUCUGCUUCUAAGAAAAGUAGCUUCACUUAGGGAAGUGAACUUCUUGCGGUAUGUAUUUGAUAUGCACACUCUUCAAAGCAGAAGCUGUGUCAUGUUUCUUUACUCUCUUGGGCUGGUGUGGAGAGUGAUACAGUUCUGUGCACUCCACUGUUUUGUUUGCACCUUGAAAAUUUUAAUGUUUGCCUUUCAACAUCUGAAACCACAAGGCAAUGUAGAGGGAAAAGAAUCCCAAAUCCUAAAAUGCUCUGCUGAUGAUUUUUAAAUAGUUUAAUAAUCUGUAUUAAUUUUUUUUACCAAAUACAGAAUCUUCUAGAAGUUCAUUUAAGUAGACAUUCUCAUUGCAAAAUUAAACAGAUGCUUUAAUGUAGUAAGAAUUAUACUCAAGCUGAGAAUGGUCUAUGAACUGUCUUUUUUUUGGGGGGUAGGGUAUGUUUCAAUUUUGGCCUGAAUGAACCAACUAGUAAUGCAGGAUUUUAUGAGUAUAAAUUAGAUUUAGAUUGCACUUGCUUUGUGUCAACAUCUUAAUUUUUCUAUUGUAUGAGUUGAGUGCUAAGAAGAAAAUCUUUCAGCAGUAGUAGUACUAUGGGCCAUAAUACUUUGUACCACAUUUGCUUGAAAACUGCCUUAGUUGUUGUAUUACAGUUUUGAGAGCCAGGUAUUAGUUAUAUUUAUAUCUGUUCCCACUGGCCCUACACCAAAACAGGGAAAAUCAAUUGCAUUUUGUGCUUCAAACAGUGUUCCCACCAUUGUUUUCUUUUUAUUCUCGUCAUAGAAUAUUUAGGCUUAAAGCCAACAGAAGUACAGUGACGUAAGCAAAGAAUCACUCCUUAACACUCAUGUUCUGAUUCAUUUAAUUAGAGAAGGAGGUCAUAUCUCAGAGAAAUAAGAAUCCCCUUUUUCUCCAUUCCUGUUGCACUCUUUGCACAGCAUAUGCAUUGUAGCCACAGCCCCAAGAAUUCUGUAUCCUUUAAAACUCUUCAGGGUUGUCAAGACACUGCUUCAGUGAUGCUACAGUGUGUCCUCUUUGGUAUGUCCUGUUCACCGUGAUCACCAUAUGUGCUUUUCUACCACAGUACAUCUGCAUGCUUUUAUGUUUACUGUUUUAAUUCAAAUACACAUCACAGUGCUGUGUUGUUUGCACUACAACUAGCAGAACACUAAAUCUUCAGGGCCACUGAAAAAGCCUCAUGGUGCAGAAAGAACAGGUUUACAGAUUUCUUUUCCUGAUCCUACAUUUUUUUCUUUUGCUCCUUUUGUGUCCUAGAAACAGAUUUAAAAUAUAUUUGAGAAUUUCUAUGUUAACUUUGAUUAAACCAGAAGAAAAUUAACACCGUAUACCAUGAAGGCCAUGAACAUUUUGUGGCACUGCCGAUUUAACAAAGUAUACAUUCAGUGAAAGUAUCAUGGGAAAUUCUUUCCUACUUUAUGGUUAAGUCCGAUUAUAUAGACUUUGCAUAAAGCUUUCAUGAAUCUUUUGUGUGCUCAUAUUCUCGAAUAUCUUCCUACUAGACUAAAUAGUAACUCUGUUGCCACUUAACAACUGAACACAGAAAACUGCCAGUUUUACUUAAGCUGGAAGAUACUGAGUGAAGUUAAAUGGCACAUACCAAGUGAUGCCUAAGGGCUUUCUGAUUUACAAUGUUAUUUCUGCAACAGCUAUUCAACUAAUAGUACAUUUACACCAAAUUAAUUAGUUGCAUUCCUUCAAACAAACCCUCUUUCUUGUAAUGGUGAGGGCACUCAGUAUGCUGUAAUCUUGACACAUCAUUGGAGAAGAUGGUCUGCAUAAGUACUUUAAAAUGGAAAAAUUUAUUGUCAUCCUAAACCAAAUCAAAAUUAUAAUGUAAUACACUUUCAAGAUAGGGAAGAGCUUGAAGUCUACUGCCAUUAGAUUAAGAUUCCUACACUGAAAACAAAUGAAUUUAUCAGUGUUGCCAUUUAUUACACACACAGACAAAACUGUAAAAUUUCAAGCAAUUUCACUCUGUUAUGCACUUUAUUUUUGCAUUCUUCUUUGAAAAUCAAAUAAUUGUAAACAUUUUUGGGUUUGAAUUCUAAUUGAUGCAGUUAUUUAUGUUGUGGAUACUGCAAGAAAAUGUUUAUGUAAAAAUAUUCUCACUGCUUUUAAAAGAUAUUACAAAAUUUUUUGUGGUUGAAGGCUUUGUAAAAUCAUCCUGUAAAAAAUCUAAAUAUUGGACCAGUGUGGAGAUAACCAAACUCAUAGACUCACAUGAAGGGUAACAAAGGAAAUGUUCUAAAUGCAGAGAAGAAUAUGAAAUUAUACUGCCUAGGGUUACUUUGUGGAUUAUAAUGUUCUAAGACCUUGUACUUGCAGUACAUAUAAAUGACACAGUGUGUUCUAAGGACCAUUAGGAGUGUGUUGCAAGUAUUUGGCCAUCCUUAUUUUUCCAAAGUCUCCAAAAAUAUAUAUUUUUUUUUAACAAGAGAGUGAUGUAAAGUAUACCUCCUUAUGCAAGUGUUACUGACAGAAAUUGUUACAUUUUCUUUUAAUAAACAAAAGGGACAAAAAUCUUUUAUUCGUAUUUUUCAAAUAAAAUAUGCUCUUUGCUAUGG
Messenger RNA from Columba livia (rock pigeon), 7204 nucleotides. RefSeq names its product cadherin 18 (gene CDH18). Lineage: Eukaryota; Metazoa; Chordata; Aves; Columbiformes; Columbidae. Gene Ontology annotation, molecular function: cadherin binding; calcium ion binding. Gene Ontology annotation, cellular component: catenin complex; plasma membrane; adherens junction. Gene Ontology annotation, biological process: cell-cell adhesion mediated by cadherin; cell morphogenesis; homophilic cell-cell adhesion. The transcript is spliced from 14 exons. The record is from RefSeq and is a predicted model, not a curated record. The coding region runs from base 808 to 3192 and encodes 794 amino acids.